AACAACAACAACAAGCAGUGAGCAGCUGAGUUUGAAAAACAAAAACAAAAAAUGGCUGCACAACAGCAGCUAUUGGCAUUAAUGUCAUCGGCCUCCGGCCAUGACAACAACAACAGCCCAAAGACACUGUAUGAUAUGUCAUUGAUUGCCGUUGUCAGUGGAUUGGACUGUAAAGUUCCAACGUUGGAACGCAUCGGCAAGUUGCCGGAGCUGCCGCGUAAUCUACUCAUUGAUGUCUAUGAGCUGAUGUCGCAGCAUGAGGAGCUUAAGGAUACACUGCUGGAGGAGCUAACCAACUUGGAUGUGUUCAGGCGCUUGGUGCGCUAUGCACCCGCCCGCAACAAAUUGUUGCGCGUGGUGGCAGCUUUGAUGGCCAGCAAUAAGCCAUUGCCGCGUCGUCUUAGCGACGCCUACGUAGCACGCUAUGAGUUGCCCGAAACGGAGCAGCAGCAGCAGCAGCAGCAGCAGGAAGCGGACAAAACAGAGCCAAAAGCAGAAGAAACAGCAAUCAAAUGUAGCGAUAUGCCAAGCACUAGCGCUGCUGGCAGCGCCAAAACUCCAAACUCAAAUAGCAGCCCGAGCCAUUGCAUCUAUGAGCAAACUGCUGCAGUGGUGGCUGCUGAAAAGAAUGAAUUGCCACCAUUGGCUACACAGCUGCCAGCCGAGGAUGCGCUAGCCAUUGAUUUGGGUCUGCGUCUGGGCAGCUUUCUAUCGGAGGCGGGCUGGAUGGAGGAAAGCAUUGCGGUGUUGUCAUGUCUCAAUAACAGAAUAAAGCGCAUGCAACGUUUUCAAAAUGAGCUGGUCACACGACUCGACUGCCUGCAGCGCUUACUCUAUGCUGAGUCUUCGCAUUGCAACUUCAAGCUGGCGCAGCAAACAUUUGGCGAGCUUAUCAACUUGAAUCAUUUGCUAACCGACGAGGUGCCCACAUCAUUGAUUGCCAUUGCGUACACACAAAUUUCGUCCAUGUAUUUUGCACGCAACGAAUACAACAAUAGCCACAUGUGGAGUGUGCAGGCUAUGGAAUAUUUAAAAAUGUCGGCGCCACCACGUGUUGUUGUCGAUGUCCUGCGCCAGGCGGCCAAGGCGUGUGUAGUCAAACGUGAUUUCGCUCGCGCCAAUUUACUCAUCUGCCAGGCAGUGCGACGUGCACGUGAACACUUUGGGCCCACACAUCAGAAAUACGGCGAUGCCUUACUCGACUAUGGCUUCUUUUUGCUGAACGUUGACUCUGUAUUCCAAUCGGUGAAUAUUUACAACGAAGCGCUGCGUGUGCGUCGCGGCAUCUUUGGCAACAUGAACUUCCACGUGGCCAUUGCACACGAGGACUUGAGCUAUGCCUACUAUGUGCACGAGUAUAGCACUGGGGACUUUAGCUGCGCUCAGAAUCACGUGGACAAGGCCGUCAGUAUAAUGAAGAAACUUGUGCAUCGCAAUCAUUUGAUGCUGGCCUCGGCCAGACGCGUCAAGGCGCUGCUGCUGGAGGAAAUAGCAUUGGAUAAAAUAGCCGAUGGCAUGGAUGAGGAGGAUUUGCUGCAGCAAUCGGAGGAGCUGCAUAAUUUUGCACUUGAGCUAUCGCUGGAGGUGUUCGGCGAGGUGAAUGUGCAGACAGCCAAGCAUUAUGGCAAUCUGGGGCGGCUGUAUCAGACCAUGAAUCGUUUCGAGGAAGCGGAGCAUAUGCAUCAAAAGGCCAUUAAGAUAAAGACAGAUCUGCUGGGGCCAUUUGACUACGAGGUGGGACUAUCCAUAGGACAUCUCGCCUCGCUAUAUAAUUAUCAAAUGCGUAAAUUUCGCGAAGCUGAAGUUCUUUAUCUACGCAGCAUUGAUAUUAGUCUGCGUCUCUUUGGUCGCUCAUAUUCUGGCUUGGAGUAUGAUUAUCUGGGUUUGUGCCAUGUCUAUGAAACGCUACAUGAAUUUGAAAAGUAUUUACGCUAUGCUAAUAUUUUGGAAAAUUGGCAAAUGCUGCGUGGUCAGAAUAUAACACAGAAUAAGUCCAGCUAUCCAGCUAUAGAGGAGGAUUUCACCAUAGAACAGGUCAAGAAUAAAUUCUUUAGCAUGACAAGCAAAACGCUGCAUAAUGCUACAACCACGCCCACUGGCGUCGAUGAUGCCAUAUCACAGCCCGAGGGCAGCGGAAAUAAUCCUUAAAGUUCAGAUGAAUCAACUUUAUUAUAAAGCAAAAGUGCAACAAGAAAAAAAAACCCUGUAGUCUCCCCUCCACCCCAAAAUAUGUAUUAAGUGCGUUUUGCUUUUAAGUUUCGGUUUUUAUAUAUUUGUCGCUACUACAGACUACACAUCCGUCGAGAGCAAUUAUCUUAAUUUUUUCUUGCUUUAUUUUUUUUUUUAUAAAUAUGUAUAACUUACCAGCAGU
Drosophila busckii is the source of this 2371-nucleotide messenger RNA. It is a transcript of the gene Pat1, whose product is annotated as amyloid protein-binding protein 2. Gene Ontology annotation, molecular function: protein binding. Gene Ontology annotation, biological process: intracellular protein transport. The record is from RefSeq and is a predicted model, not a curated record. Lineage: Eukaryota; Metazoa; Arthropoda; Insecta; Diptera; Drosophilidae. The transcript is spliced from 7 exons. Bases 52 to 2148 code for a protein of 698 amino acids.